GGCCAAACCUAUUUCUCUCUCUCUCUCUCUCUCUCUUUCUCUUUCUAUCUACCUGUCUCUCCCUCUAGCUACCUUGCUAGUUUAGAUAUUUUCUCUUUUUCUUUUUCUUGACAGAAUACUCAACUAUACUUUGGCAUGGGAAAAUGUUGAAGCUUCAAAGCCUUUUGUGGGCUCUUGUCGUUCGCUUGGAAACUUGCUAGGCUUCUGUUGUCGUCUUUUGCUUAUAAGCGAAUAAGUUUCUGCCUUAUUGUUUGUUAUAUUAUAUUUGAGAGUUGAGGAGGACUUGGACUGCAGCUAUGGGAGCUAGCUCGUUGCAGCUCUUUUCAGCUUUCUUUUGUGUACUAAUUCACUUGAUUUCUUCGUUUACCGAUCCCAACGAUGUUGCGGUUCUCCAUUCAUUGAAAGAAAUUUGGGAACAUUUACCUCCAAGCUGGGCAGAAUCUGAAGAUCCCUGUGGAGUACCAUGGGAAGGAGUGAGUUGUAAAGGCUCAAGAGUGACUUCAUUGGGAUUGUCAACCAUGGGACUCAAAGGGAGACUUGAAGGUGAUAUUGGGGGCCUUACUGAAUUAAGAACCUUGGACUUAUCGUUUAACCCAGGGCUUACCGGCCCUCUCUCUCCACGAUUGGGCGAUUUGAAAAACUUGAAUAUUUUAAUCCUAGCAGGUUGCAGGUUCAAUGGUAAAAUUCCAGAUGAAAUAGGCAACCUUCAGGAGCUAUCCUUCUUAGCUCUGAAUUCAAAUAACUUCACUGGCAAUGUUCCUGCUUCUUUGGGUAAGCUUUCAAACGUUUAUUGGCUGGACUUGGCAGACAAUGAGUUGACUGGAACUCUCCCUGUUUCAACCUCUACAACCCCAGGAUUGGACCAACUUCAUAAGGCUAAACACUUCCAUUUCAACAAGAACCAGCUUUUUGGUACCAUUCCAGAAAAACUGUUUAGCUCUGAGAUGGUACUGAUACACGUAUUGUUUGAUGGAAACCAAUUUACUGGAACUAUCCCAUCAACAAUAGGACUUGUUACCACUCUUGAGGUUCUGCGACUUGAUAGAAAUGGUCUAUCAGGGGAAGUCCCAUCAAAUCUCAACAACCUUACAAAUAUCAAUGAAUUAAAUUUGGCCUCUAACAAAUUCAACGGCUCUUUUCCAAACUUAACGGGAAUGGUUAACCUAAAUUAUUUGGACCUGAGUAACAACACCUUUGACACAACAGAACCACCAGUUUGGUUCUCAUCAUUACCAACCCUCACAACUAUGAUUGUUGAAAACGGGCCGCUAGAAGGGAGAAUUCCAGCCAAGCUAUUCAGCUCUCCACAGUUGCAGCAAGUGAAACUGAAAAAUAAUAAAUUCAAUGACACAUUGAACAUGGGUGACAGCAUCAGCCCACAACUGCAGCUUGUUGACUUGGAAAACAAUGAAAUUCAAUCAGUAACAGUUGGAGUUUACAAAGAAACAUUAUUACUUCUAGGUAAUCCAGUGUGUGAGACUACUGGCAUUGCAAAUUCCAAUUACUGCCGGCUUCAGCAGCAAUCUUCAAAGACAUAUUCUACAAGCUUAGCUACAUGUGGAAGUAGAUCUUGCCAAUUGGAUAAAAAGCUCAAUCCUCAGAGUUGUGAAUGUCAAUAUCCUUAUGAGGGGACAUUAUAUUUUAGAGCACCUUCCUUCAGGCAAUUGACUGAUGAAAAUAGGUUUCAUGCACUUGAAAUGAGCCUUUGGACGAAACUUGGCCUUAAUCCUGGUUCCGUGUCUCUUCAAAACCCCUUCUUCAAUAUUGAUGACUAUCUUCAAAUUCAAUUGGCUCUCUUUCCAUCUACAGGGGAGUUUUUUAAUAGAUCUGAGAUUCAGAGAAUUGGCUUUGAAUUGAGUAACCAAACUUACAAGCCACCACAUGAAUUUGGACCAUAUUACUUCAUUGCAGCUCCUUAUACCUUUCAAGGCGCACAUAAAGGAAAUUCAAUAAGCACAGGAGCAAUUGCUGGGAUAGCAACUGGCUGUGCAAUUUUGGUUCUAGGCCUGGUAGCCGUAGGAGUAUAUGCCGUUCGACAGAAAAAACGUGCUGAAAAGGCCAUUGGACUAAGUAGACCUUUUGCUUCGUGGGCACCAAGUGGGCAAGAUAGUGGAGGUGCACCACAACUCAAGGGAGCAAGAUGGUUUUCGUAUGAUGAACUUAAGAAGUGCACCAGUAAUUUUACUGCAAGUAAUGAGAUUGGAUCUGGCGGCUAUGGCAAGGUUUAUAGGGGAAAGCUCCCUGAUGGACAAAUAGUGGCUAUCAAAAGAGCUCAGCAAGGAUCAAUGCAAGGUGGACUCGAAUUCAAGACUGAAAUCGAGCUGCUGUCUCGAGUUCAUCACAAAAAUCUUGUUGGCCUUCUUGGUUUCUGUUUUGAACAAGGAGAACAAAUGUUGGUCUAUGAGUUUAUGCCAAAUGGAACGCUAAGGGAAAGUUUGUCAGGGAAAUCUGGUAUUCAUCUCGAUUGGAAGAGGAGACUUCGCAUAGCUCUUGGAUCAGCGAGAGGACUAGCUUAUCUACAUGAGCUAGCAAAUCCUCCAAUAAUUCACAGGGAUGUCAAAACAACCAAUAUUCUACUAGAUGAAACUUUAGGAGCAAAGGUUGCAGAUUUUGGCUUGUCUAAGCUGGUCUCAGAUAGUGGAAAAGGACACGUUUCAACUCAAGUUAAAGGCACUCUGGGUUAUCUUGAUCCUGAGUACUACAUGACUCAACAAUUGACAGAGAAAAGUGAUGUGUAUAGUUUUGGAGUUGUUAUGCUCGAGCUCAUAACUGCAAAACAACCAAUCGAGAAGGGAAAGUAUAUUGUACGCGAAGUAAGGACGUCAAUGAAUAGAAACGAUGUGGAGAGUUAUGGAAUGAAAGAGAUGAUGGAUCCAACCAUUAGAAACACUCCAAUUCUUAUUGGCUUUGGUAAAUUCUUGGAUUUGGCCAUGCAAUGCGUUGAAGAGGCAGCUGCUGAUCGUCCAACAAUGAGUGAAGUUGUUAAGGCUAUUGAAACCAUUUUACAGAAUGAUGGGAUCAAUACCAACUCAACAUCAGCGUCCUCUUCCGCCACCGAUUUCGGAAACACAAAAGGUCCACUUAAACAUCCUUAUAGCAAUGAUGCUUUGCCUAAGAAGGAUAUUAGUGAUAGUGAUGCCUUUGAUUAUAGUGGUGGAUACACACUCUCAACAAAGAUUGAACCCAAGUAGCACAACAUUUUGCUUGUGUUUCAUUUUUUUUUUCUUGAUUUUUUCUUUUUCUUUUUUAAACUGGAAAAAGAUUGUUGUACGUUAUUAUAUAUAAUGUUUGAUAUAUAGUGGCUUUUAGCGAA
Messenger RNA from Humulus lupulus (European hop), 3313 nucleotides. Its product is annotated as leucine-rich repeat receptor protein kinase HPCA1. The transcript is spliced from 19 exons. The coding region runs from base 297 to 3191 and encodes 964 amino acids. Lineage: Eukaryota; Viridiplantae; Streptophyta; Magnoliopsida; Rosales; Cannabaceae. Gene Ontology annotation, biological process: protein phosphorylation. The record is from RefSeq and is a predicted model, not a curated record. Gene Ontology annotation, molecular function: protein kinase activity; ATP binding; protein binding.